AUGUCAAGCAAAUGGAGAAAACUCAAGCUAGCUUUCGGAUUCAACUCCUGUAUUCACAUUCCCAAACAAUUUGACGAUUCCUCCACAUCUCUCAACACCAACGCAAGAUUCUCCGCCGACACCUCCGCCGACACCUCCGCCGUUACUCUAAGUGUCCGAUCACCUUCCUCCUCUGCUCACCGAUCACUCAAAUCCCCCAAGGGAACUUGUGCAAUAUGCCUGAACUCGUUGAAACCAGGGAAUGGCCAGGCCAUUUUUACUGCAGAAUGCUCUCAUUCUUUCCAUUUCCACUGUAUCACUUCCAAUGUAAAACACGGGAACCAAAUUUGUCCGGUUUGUCGAGCAAAGUGGAAAGAAGUUCCUUUUCAGAGCCCUGAUUUACAUCCUCGAAACAGUCAAUUAACAAGAGAUAAUGGGUGGCCAGCUGCCAUUAGGAGGCUUCCUUCUUCUACUCAAGUCAAUGCAGGCGGACAGAUUUCGUCGCUUUAUCAUGUUACUGAACCGGCUAUUUUUAAUGAUGAUGAACCUAUUGAUCAACACACUUCAAUUCCGUGCGACAACAAUAGUAUUGAGACUAAUUGUCACGAUAUAAUAAAUAAAGUUGAGAUCAGAACUUAUCCCGAGGUUUCAUCUGUUCCAAAAUCAGCCUCUCGUGAUGCCUUUGCCGUGUUAAUUCAUCUCAAAGCUCCUCAGUCUGAGAGUAAACAAUAUAUUUCCGGAAACGAUACUGACUCAUCACCACCUCCGGUUGAAAAUUCCCGCGCUUCAGUUGACCUUGUUACGGUCCUUGAUGUAAGUGGUAGCAUGUUAGGUACUAAGCUUGCAUUGCUAAAACGAGCAAUGGGUUUUGUCAUUCAGAAUAUGGGUCCCUCAGACCGGCUGUCUGUCAUCGCCUUCUCCUCCUCAGCGCGUCGCAUCUUUCCUCUUCGGAAGAUGACUGAUAUCGGACGGCAAGAGGCUUUACAAGCUGUUAAUUCGUUGGUUUCAAACGGUGGAACAAAUAUUGCAGAAGGCUUGAGGAAAGGGGCCAAAGUGUUUUCCGAUCGUCGGUGGAAGAAUCCAGUUUGCAGCAUCAUAUUACUCUCGGAUGGACAAGAUACAUACACAGUCAAUAGCAGACCAGGUGUCGGAGCAGAUUACCAGUCACUUGUCCCAAACACCAUUCACCAUAAUAAUAACAGUCUAGGCUUGCAGAUACCUGUGCAUGCAUUCGGCUUCGGCGCUGACCAUGAUGCUACUUCAAUGCAUUCAAUCUCCGAAAUAUCAGGUGGUACAUUUUCUUUUAUUGAAGCCGAGGAAGUAAUUCAGGACGCAUUUGCGCAGUGUAUUGGUGGACUGUUGAGUGUAGUAGUGCAGGAGGUAAAAUUAGAUAUCAGAUGUGUUCAUCCUCGGCUGCAACUUAGUUCGGUAAAAGCAGGAAGUUAUCGAACAAGUUUGACGACUGAUGGAAGAAUGGCUUCGAUAAAUGUCGGAGACUUAUACGCUGAAGAAGAGAGGGACUUUUUGGUGACAGUCAAUGUUCCAAUUGAUAGUUCCAAUGACGAGAUGUCAUUGUUGAAUGUUAAAGGUUUUUACAGAGACCCUAUAACAAAGGAAAUGGUAGCUUUGGAAGAAACAAGUGAAGUAACAAUCGAGAGACCAAACAUAAGUAGAGAACUAGUCGUGUCAAUUGAAGUAGACAGACAGCGGAACAGGCUCCAAGCAGCUGAGGCAAUGUCCGAAGCAAGAAUUGCAGCCGAACGUGGCCAACUAUCUUCUGCAGUUUCCGUCUUAGAUAGCUGUCAUAAGACAUUGUCCGAAUCUGUCUCUGCUAAAUCUGGUGAUCGCUUAUGCGUUUCACUUGCUGCUGAACUAAAGGAAAUGCAGGAGAGAAUGGCAAACCAACACAUCUACGAGCAAUCCGGAAGAGCUUACGUUUUAUCAGGAUUGAGCUCGCAUUCAGCGCAAAGAGCAACAGCGCGAGGCGAUUCAACUGACAGCACAACUCUUUUGCAAUCGUAUCAAACUCCUUCGAUGGUUGACAUGGUGACACGUUCGCAGACAAUGGUGCUCGGUGCUCCACUUCGGCGUAUCCUUCAACCCGCUAAAUCAUUUCCUGAGAGGCACAGAAGAUGA
Vicia faba (fava bean) is the source of this 2115-nucleotide messenger RNA. The record is from the annotation of a GenBank genome assembly. NCBI's taxonomy places the organism in Eukaryota, Viridiplantae, Streptophyta, Magnoliopsida, Fabales, Fabaceae.